UUAUUUUAUUUGAAGAUUUUAAAUGUGUUGGCAACUACUUCCCCCGCAGUCCGAAAGUUUAAUAGUCUUCUUUCUGUUUUGCAGGAACAGUCAAAAUACCCCUUUCCGCUCCCCUCUCCAUCACUGGUCGAUUUCUUUACACCUCGCCUGAAGCCUUUUUGCAAGAGAAAGGAUGCAUUGGUGUGGACGGUACUUGAAUUUAUCCCUCAAAACGAACAGAGUUGAAAGAAAUUUGGCAUGCAGUCGGCAUCGCAUCUGAGGAAAAGGUGAAAAAGAGAACAGAAGUUGUGUUUGGUGUCCUCCAUGAGUAAGAUGAUCUUAAGCUGCAUUUAACUUUGUAAAUAAAGUUGGUCGCAGUAGCCUUCUCAGCUUUCGAGUAGUAUGCCUUUCUGCAGGUUUGUAUAAUAUGAGGACACGUUGAAUUGCAAUUCAGAUUUUAUGUAUAGCUGCCAUUGAAAAUAUUCAGUUCAGCCAUUAGAAGUUAGAUUUAUAUUUUAUCUCAGAGGGGAAGACCAAUAGAGGAUCAAGAUGAAGCCAUCCACAAUUGCUUUUUUUCAAACAUUUCUAUUAGCUUGCCUAUAUUUUAUUUAUCCAUUGAAUGGAGUGCCACAUCAAAUCCUUUUGGACUCGGAUAUCGAUACAGAUGACUUCUUUGCAAUUCUAUAUCUUCUAAAGCAGAACCGGUCAGAGUUCAAUUUGAAGGCAAUUACUAUCAAUGCAAAUACAUGGACUGAUGUUGGACAUUCUGUGAACCAACUAUAUGAUAUUCUUUAUAUGAUGGGGCGUGACGAUAUUCCAGUUGGAAUUGGGGGAGAAGGUGGAAUAUUACCCAAUGGAGAGAUCCUUCCAAAUGUUGGUGGAUACUUACCAUUGAUUGAGCAAGAGCUAUCAACAGUAGGUGGAUGCCGUUAUCGACAAUCUAUUCCCCCUGGCUCUGGUGGGCGGCUGGAUACUGAUAGUAAUUAUGGUAUACGUAAAGACUUUUUACCACAGGGAGAACGGCAUUAUUCACCACUCAAACAACCAACUGCACAAGAAGUGAUGUUUGAAGCAUUGUCAUCAGGUCCAACUACUGUUGUCCUUAUUGGUGCACAUACAAACUUUGCAAUAUUUCUCAAGACAUAUCCUCAUUUGCUGAAGAAUGUGGACCAUGUUUAUGUGAUGGGUGGAGGAGUUAGGUCGAAAAAUCCUACAGGGUGCUGCCCUGAGGAUGGAAACUCCUCUUGCACACCGGGACAGUGUGGGGAUCGUGGGAAUUUAUUCACUGGUUAUCAUAGUAACCCAUUUGCAGAGUUCAAUAUAUUUGGUGAUCCAUUUGCUGCAUAUCAGGUUAUUCAUUCUGGUCUUCCCAUCACACUUGUUCCGCUGGAUGCAACAAACACAAUUCUUAUAAAUGAAGAGUUUUUCACAGCAUUUGAGCAAAGCCAACAUACAUAUGAGGCUAAAUAUUGUUUUGAAUCAUUAAAGUUUGUCCGUGAUACCUGGUUUGAUGAUGAGUUUUACACGAGCUACUUCAUGUGGGACUCAUUUACUUCAGGUGUUGUCGUCUCAAGCAUUCUUAAUGGGCAUACCAAUACUGAGGACAACGAAUUUGCUGAGCUGGAAUAUGCAAAUAUUACUGUAGUUACUUCAAACAAGCCAUAUGGAGUUCAAGAUGGUUCCAAUCCCUUCUUCGAUGAUCGGACUUUGCCCAAAUUUCAUCUUAACAAAGGAGUACACAGUGGUCAUGUUCAGACAAGUCUUGUUGACCCAUUUUGUUUUGUUCCAAAUGGAAAGGGAAAAUGCCAGGAUGGAUAUACUAAAGAGGUAUCUGGAAUGGAAGGAGUAAGAAUAUUGUUAGCCACUAAGGCAAAGCCAAAUCGCAAUAGUCAUAGCCUUCUCAACAGGGAAUAUUACAUGAGUUUCCUUGAUGCUCUAAACUCUCCACAUCAGACUGCAAAGUUUAAUUUGAAGACUGAGUUUCCAUACUACAAGGAAGUCCUAUAUAAGCCUGAUUUAGAGGGCAAGCUACUGGGUAAACCCAUAAUUUUUGACAUGGAUAUGAGCCCAGGAGAUUUUAUUACUCUUUUCUACCUCCUCAAGUUGCCUGUGGAGUUGAUUGAUAUCAAGGGAAUAACUGUUAACGGUAAUGGCUGGGGAAAUGCUGCAACCAUAGAUAUUAUAUAUGAUGUGUUGCACAUGAUGGGACGUGAUGAUAUACCUGUUGGCCUUGGGGACUUCUUUGCACUUGGCCAGACAUACUCAUAUUUCAGUUCAGUUGGUGAUUGUAAAUAUAGCAGAGCCAUUCCUUAUGGAAGUGGUGGUUCCGUUGAUUGUGACACUCUAUUUGGACUUGCUCGUGAUUUGCCACGUAGUCCUCGAAGGUAUACUGCCCACAAUUCUGUGAAGUAUGGAGCUCCAAGAAAUACUGAUCACCCUGAAUUAAGACAACCCAAAGCAGAAGAAAUUUGGCAGAAUGUUUCACAGGAGCUCAAGCCAGGAUCAAAAGUGACAAUUUUGACCACUGGUCCGCUAACAAACAUAGCGAAUUUACUCUCUUCUGACACAAAUUCAAGUUCCAAGAUUGAGCAUAUAUACAUUGUUGGUGGCAAUAUUGACAAAUGCAACAAGUCAUCAAAUGGAAAUGUCUUCACCAUGCCCUCAAACAAAAAUGCAGAAUUCAAUGUGUUUCUUGACCCAAAGGCAGCAAAGCAGGUUAUAGCAACAAAGCUCAAUAUAACCCUAAUUCCUCUAUCUGUCCAACGCAAGGCUUCGUUUUUGCGAAUUCUACAAGAACUAAAGACGUCCAAGGAGACACCUGAAGCGAAGUUUGUGCGCCACCUUCUCUCAGAUAUGGAUCAUCUACAUCAGACAAGUCAUGUAUACAAGCACUUGGACAUGUUUUUGGGAGAUGUGGUGGGUGCUGCAACCAUGAUUGGGCCAGAACUAAUCAUAAAGACCAAACAAAUGCCUGUCAAGGUGGUGGAAACAGGCGACGUGGCGACUGAUGGAUGGACUGUCCUUGACCAUGACAAGGGCAAUUCCAUCCAUGUUGUGGAAGACAUUGAUUUGGACGCUUACUUUCGACAUUUUGCAACUAUGUUGAAUGACAAAGCCCAGUCUGCUGUAAUUGCUAGUUACUCAGAGCAAAAACGACUAUGGAGUACACACCCCUAGUCCUGUCCUACUUCUACACCACCCUCAAAGACCAGAAACUAUGAGGCCUUGAGAACUGUCUUUAAUGAACCUGAAUUAUUCGUCUAUGGAAUGAAUGAAUGCUUUUAAUAACGAGGCCAAACAGCCUAUGGAAUCCAUGGAUAGCCAGCCAAAUCGGAAAAGGUGCAUUAAAGGCAGUACUGCUCUCAUAGUUUCUGAGCUUGAAAGAAACUGAUCUGCCAAUUCAUAUAAAGGCAGUAUUCAUUUUAUAAUUCAUUGAAUGGAAAAUAUGUACAAAAUAAUUAAAAUCAAUUUAAUUUAUUAAAUAAAAAGAAACAGUGCCCUUUCACAGGCUUGUAAAUGUAAAUCCAUGCUUUGGGUAAGGUGCUUUAUCUUUUUUAAUUAUCACAAUAAUUUAAAAGGGGAAAUUGAAGUUCGUUUGGCAUGGAACAUGGCAUUAUAGGAGACAGCUAUUCUCCCUACAAAACACAUUUAUUCAAUUGUAAUUUGACUUUAUAAUCUACAUUCAAUCAAUAAUAUCUUAACUAAUUUGUUACAUUGA
Cryptomeria japonica (Japanese cedar) is the source of this 3697-nucleotide messenger RNA. RefSeq names its product nucleoside hydrolase 3. Gene Ontology annotation, molecular function: hydrolase activity, hydrolyzing N-glycosyl compounds. The transcript has 15 exons. Bases 529 to 3156 code for a protein of 875 amino acids. Lineage: Eukaryota; Viridiplantae; Streptophyta; Pinopsida; Cupressales; Cupressaceae. The record is from RefSeq and is a predicted model, not a curated record.